Brassica rapa (field mustard) is the source of this 1360-nucleotide messenger RNA. RefSeq names its product glycosyltransferase BC10. NCBI's taxonomy places the organism in Eukaryota, Viridiplantae, Streptophyta, Magnoliopsida, Brassicales, Brassicaceae. Gene Ontology annotation, cellular component: membrane. The record is from RefSeq and is a predicted model, not a curated record. Gene Ontology annotation, molecular function: glycosyltransferase activity.
AUGGGCAUUAUUGAUCAAAAGAUCAAGAAGGGAGAAGAACACUUGAUGAUCUCAAAACCCUUGAGGUUGAUUCUCUUUCAAAGUGGUAGACAUGUAUUACGCUCACUCUUCUUUGUCACCGGUUUCUUAAUUGGUGUCUUCCUUUAUCUACAACUAAAAGCCUUCCACAUGUCCACGCCGAAGACAGAACAACCCUUAUGGUCAACAGUGCUAUUCCACCACUCAACAAUGAUGGAGAUCAAACAAGUGCUACAAACACAAGAGCUUCAACACGACAUGAGUGAUCAAGAACUCUUUACCAAGGUCUCUUCAUUAUCAUCACCAUCAUCCUCACCAUCCUCAUCAUCAUGGUUUGGAAGAAUGCAUAAUAAUGAUGAGAAGAUGGUUGUGAAAGUGGCUUUCAUGUUCAUGACUGGCGGCGCACUCCCAUUGGCUGCUUUGUGGGACAAGUUCUUUAAAGGACAUGAAGGGUUUUAUUCCAUAUAUGUUCAUACUAAUCCAUCUUUUCAAGAUUCUUACCCUGAAACUUCUGUCUUCUACUCAAGAAGAAUCCCAAGCCAGCCAGUGUACUGGGGAACAUCAUCAAUGGUAGACGCAGAGAAAAGACUCUUAGCCAACGCUCUCCUCGACGAAUCAAACCAAAGAUUCGUCCUCUUGUCAGAUUCUUGCAUCCCACUCUUUGACUUCACAACCAUUUAUGAUUACUUAACCGGCACAAAUCUCAGCUUCAUCGGCUCAUUCGACGAUCCAAGAAAGUCCGGUCGGGGACGUUACAACCCCAAAAUGUAUCCACAGAUAAACGUUACACAUUGGCGUAAAGGAUCACAAUGGUUUAGUACAACCCGUGAGCUUGCUCUUCAUAUACUAGCAGACACUUUUUAUUACAAAAUAUUCGACCAGCACUGCAAACCGCCUUGUUACAUGGACGAGCAUUACAUCCCGACUCUCAUUCACAUGUUCCAUGGAGAAAUGAGUGCAAACCGGACCUUGACUUGGGUGGACUGGUCGAGAGUCGGUCCACAUCCUGGCCGGUUUAUUUGGCCUGAUAUCACCGAUGAGUUUCUUAACCGUAUCAGGUUUACAGAGGAGUGUGCUUAUUAUAGCCGUGAUGGGGAGAAUACUACAACUUCGAAAUGUUUUUUAUUUGCGAGGAAGUUCACGGAAGAUACUUUAGAACCUUUGUUAAGAAUCUAUCCUCUAGUUCUUGGGUCUGGUCCGUAAUUACUUAAAUGUUUGUGAAUUUUUUUCAGCCAGUAAAUAUUAUAUCAAAUUUAACCAUUCAAUAAACCGAUGGUUCGCCUAAACCGUAUGUGUUUCCAGUGAACCCCAAAACUAGCUGAUAAAAUCCAAAAAUCCGAAC